Messenger RNA from Panicum virgatum (switchgrass), 2991 nucleotides. RefSeq names its product serine/threonine-protein kinase Nek1-like. Gene Ontology annotation, molecular function: protein kinase activity; ATP binding. Gene Ontology annotation, biological process: protein phosphorylation. Lineage: Eukaryota; Viridiplantae; Streptophyta; Magnoliopsida; Poales; Poaceae. The transcript has 14 exons. Bases 691 to 2526 code for a protein of 611 amino acids. The record is from RefSeq and is a predicted model, not a curated record.
UGCUUGUCAUUAUUUUCGUAUCUGUGUUUCAGUUCUUUCUCUUCGCUUCCAAGAUUUCCUGUGGUGAUUUUGGUGUGUCUUGGAAUUGGGUAUUGGGGGCUCGCAUUGGACCGUACCUUUUGGUUGGCAUUUGAGUUCUUUGUUUGAAAACUCGUGUUUUUUUAUCAGGAUUUAGUCUUCAGCAUUUCUCUGUACUCUUCAGUCUUCAGUUUGGCAUUUGGGGUUCAAAGCUUCACAUUAUCCUUUUGAUAGGAACUACGGCGGGCCCGUUGAACGGAUCAGCCUGAGCACAUAUUAAGCCCUUCAGCACUGUCGGCUAAUUUUGUCAAAAUGUUCAUUUCGCAUCACGUGGCGGCACUUCCUUUAUUUCCCCCCGCCACCAAUUCUGGCAUCACUGUAACCCCACUGAAAAUUUGUCGCCAUUAGGGCACUAAAGUUGCGAUCUGUAAAUUAUUUUUAACUGCGUUAGAUGUCAAAAGCAUCCGUACUACCCUUGCAGUAAUGAAGCUGCAGGAUGCUUAAAUGCACUUGCUUUAAGUCAAAUUUACUGACCGUGAGAGCAAAAGAUUGGCGCUCUCAAGUUUGAGUUUUUCUCUGGUUAGUCCAAACACAGAAAUGCCAAGGAAAAUAGUUCUGAUAUCUUGAAUUUUCUUUGCAGGACAGAAGGACAAAACAUCUUGCUGGACAGCCAUGGAUCAAUAUGAAGUGCUGGAGCAGAUCGGUAAAGGAGCAUUUGGCUCUGCUGUGCUGGUCAGGCACAAGCUGGAGAAGAAGAAGUAUGUGUUGAAAAAGAUCCGGCUUGCCCGUCAGACAGAUCGCACUCGCCGGUCUGCCCACCAGGAGAUGCAGCUCAUUGCUACAGUGAGGAAUCCAUUCAUUGUGGAGUACAAGGAUUCAUGGGUGGAUAAGGGUUGCUAUGUUUGCAUUGUUAUAGGGUAUUGCGAGGGAGGAGACAUGGCUGAAGCUAUUAAAAGAGCUAAUGAUACCCACUUUUCUGAGGAGAAGCUUUGCCAGUGGCUAGUGCAGCUUCUUAUGGCGCUUGACUAUUUGCACGCACAUCACAUUCUUCACCGCGAUGUCAAGUGCUCCAAUAUAUUUCUUACCAGGGAUCAGAAUAUAAGACUUGGUGAUUUUGGGCUUGCAAAAAUAUUGACCCCUGAUGAUCUAGCAUCCUCGGUAGUAGGAACACCAAGUCACAUGUGCCCGGAACUUCUUGCAGAUAUACCUUAUGGUAACAAAUCUGAUAUUUGGUCACUAGGAUGCUGCAUGUAUGAAAUGGCUGCACUCAGACCCGCAUUUAAAGCUUUUGAUAUGCAAACCCUUAUCAACAAGAUUACCAAGUCGAUUGUAUCACCUUUGCCCACAAGAUAUUCUGGUGCAUUUCGGGGACUUGUUAGGAGUAUGCUGCGGAGAAGUCCAGAGCACAGGCCAAGUGCAGCUGAACUACUGAAACACCCACACCUACAACCCUACGUGCUGCAAGUGCAUUUGAAAUCUUCCCCUUCUCGGAGCAUAAUUCCUGUCCAUCAAUCUCCAACUGAAAAGAGGAUGACAUUCGCCGCAGAACCUGUUUACAGAAGCAAGGGAAGGAGGAAUUCUUUGGGUAAUGAAAGGAUAGUGACCUUCAGCAAACCUUCGCCAGAGGGAAAUUAUAUCAGCUCUGUUCCGGGUAUAAAGGACUGCACCACGCCACAGAGUGCCAAAGAGCCAUCUGUUGAUAACAAUAAGGCUGAGGAGGUUACUAGUAAAACCGUGGCCUCAAGUAUCACGAAGACCCCAAAGACAACUCCAUGGAAGAUGAUGACAACCCUGAAGAAUCGGCUAGAAGCUCCACAGGCAUCCUAUGACAGGACGAGUCAUAUUGAGUUCUCAAGAACACCAGUUGACAACAGGAGCACCCGGCUUGCCCGCAGAGCAUCGCUUCCGCUGCCAGUAUUCGAGACCCCCAAGCGCAGCAGCAUCAGCGUCAGCAUCCUGGAGCAGCUGGAGUCCCCCGACGUCUCCGUGAACUCGCCUCGCAUCGACAGGAUCGCCGAGUUCCCGCUCGCUUCAUCCGGGGAGGAGCCCCUGUUCUCGAUCGGCAAGCCCUCGCUAUCAUCUGCCCGCGGCUCGUGCUCGGCGGCCACGCCUCCGUUCGUGGACCGGUCCAUCACCAAGGACAAGUGCACGGCCCAGACGCUCCGCGCCGCCACCUCCGACGCCGAAAACGGCAGUAGCGGCGGUGGCGACGACGACUCGUCCACGGGCCGCAACGCCACGGUGGCGGUGGCGGUCUCGAGCCGCGGGUCGUCGGAGUUGUCGAGGCAGCGGCGGGGGCGGCAGCUGCAGCGGCGGUUCGACACGACGUCGUACCAGCAGCGCGCGGAGGCGCUGGAGGGGCUGCUGGAGUUCAGCGCGCAGCUGCUGCAGCAGGAGCGGUACGAGGAGCUGGGCGUCCUGCUGAAGCCGUUCGGCCCCGGGGAGAAGGUGUCGCCCAGGGAGACGGCCAUCUGGCUCACCAAGAGCUUCAAGGAGACAGGGCUGUAGGCUGACUGUAACCUCGCCGGUCGCCUUGAUCUGAUCACAGGCCUCUUCUUUGAGGUUUGUGACGCGCGACGUAGUAGCUAGCUAGCUAGCGUUAGUCCUAUCUCGAUCGGUAGUUGGAUGCUGGCAGUGGACACCGUCUCAGUGUUGCCCCAGCUCAAGUAGCGUAGCAUCAUUAUUACCUUACCAAUAGCUAGCGGUAGUUAGUUUCUCAGGGCCGGCCCCAGAAUUAACAGCAGGAAGUAGAAGACUGUAGCAGUAAAAACGAGCUGAAAUUGUGUCUUGAGACUUGAAAGUGAGGAAGUAGUUGAGAUCAUUACUAGGUGAGGUCAUGCAACCAUGGUUGUAACCAGCUCAGAACUUAGGGAGCAGUUUUCAGACUUGCAGUACCACCAGCGCUGACGACUGAAGAAUGUUUACUGUCCAUGCAUGGAUUAAGGAGGCAUUCAGCCCAGCUCAUUCGAUUGA